AUGUUGACGUGGGAACAGCUGGGUUAUCAGAAGAGAAACACGCCAUCCAAAAACAAAGCCGUCAGAAUGACACCUUCUCAGGUUACCUUUGAAAUAAGAGGAACUCUUUUACCAGGAGAAGUUUUUGCAAUAUGUGGAAGCUGCGAUGCUUUGGGAAAUUGGAAUCCUCAAAAUGCUGUGGCACUUCUUCCAGAGAAUGAGACAGGUGAAAGCAUGUUAUGGAAAGCAACCAUUGUACUCAGUAGAGGAGUAUCAAUUCAGUAUCGCUACUUCAAAGGGUGCUUUUUAGAACCAAAGACUAUCGGUGGUCCAUGUCAAGUCAUAGUUCACAAGUGGGAGACUCAUCUACAACCACGAUCAAUAACCCCUUUAGAAAGUGAAAUUAUUAUUGACGAUGGACAAUUUGGAAUACACAAUGGUGUUGAAACUUUGGAUUCUGGAUGGCUGACAUGUCAGACUGAAAUAAGAUUACGUUUGCAUUAUUCUGAAAAACCUCCUGUAUCAAUAACCAAGAAAAAAUUUAAAAAAUCUAGAUUUAGGGUAAAGCUGACACUAGAGGGUCUGGAGGAAGAUGAUGAUGAUAGGGUGUCUCCUACUGUUCUUCACAAAAUGUCGAAUAGCCUAGAGAUAGCUUUAAUAAGUGACAAUGAGUUCAAGUGCCGUCAUUCCCAGCCAGAGUGUGGGUAUGGCUUACAGCCUGAUCGAUGGACGGAGUAUAGUAUACAGACAAUGGAACCAGAUAACCUGGAACUAAUCUUUGAUUUUUUUGAGGAAGAUCUCAGUGAACCCGUAGUUCAGGGCGAUGCUCUUCCUGGACAUGUGGGUACAGCAUGUCUUUUAUCAUCUACCAUUGCUGAGGCUGGAAAGAGUGCUGGUAUCCUUACUCUUCCCAUCAUGAGCAGAAAUUCCAGAAAAACAAUAGGCAAAGUGAGAGUUGAUUAUAUAAUUAUUAAGCCAUUACCUGGUUACAGUUGUGACAUGAAAUCUUCAUUUUCCAAGUAUUGGAAACCAAGAAUACCAUUGGAUGUUGGACAUCGAGGUGCAGGGAACUCUACAACAACUGCCCAGCUUGCUAAAGUUCAAGAAAACACUGUUGCUUCUUUGAGAAAUGCUGCUAGUCAUGGUGCAGCCUUUGUAGAAUUUGAUGUACAUCUUUCCAAGGAUUUUGUGCCUGUGGUCUAUCAUGAUCUCACCUGUUGUUUGACUAUGAAAAAGAAAUUUGAUGCUGAUCCAGCUGAAUUAUUUGAAAUUCCAGUAAAGGAGUUAACAUUUGACCAACUUCAAUUGUUAAAGCUCGCUCAUGUGACUGCACUAAAAUCUAAAGAUCGGAAAGAAUCUGUGGUUGAGGAAGAAAAUUCCUUCUCUGAAAAUCAGCCAUUUCCUUCUCUUAGGAUGGUUUUAGAGGCUUUGCCAGAAGAUGUAGGGUUUAACAUAGAAAUAAAAUGGAUCUGCCAACAAAGGGAUGGAAUAUGGGACGGCAACUUAUCAACAUAUUUUGACAUGAACCUAUUUUUGGAUAUAAUUUUAAAAACUGUUUUAGAAAAUUCUGGGAAAAGGAGAAUAGUGUUUUCUUCAUUUGAUGCAGAUAUUUGCACAAUGGUUCGACAGAAACAGAACAAAUAUCCCAUAUUAUUUUUGACUCAAGGAAAAUCUGAUAUUUACCCUGAACUCAUGGACCUCAGAUCUCGGACAACUCCCAUUGCAAUGAGCUUUGCACAGUUUGAAAAUCUGCUGGGGAUAAAUGCACAUACUGAAGACCUCCUCAGAAACCCAUCCUAUAUUCAAGAGGCAAAAGCUAAAGGACUAGUCAUAUUCUGCUGGGGUGAUGACACGAAUGAUCCUGAAAACAGAAGGAAAUUGAAGGAAUUUGGAAUUAAUGGUCUGAUUUAUGAUAGGAUAUAUGAUUGGAUGCCUGAACAGCCAAAUAUAUUCCAAGUGGAGCAGUUGGAACGCCUGAAGCAAGAAUUACCAGAGCUUAAGAGCUGUUUGUGCCCCACUGUUAGCCGCUUUGUUCCCUCCUCUUUGUGUGGGGAGACUGACAUCCCCAUGGAUGCCAACGGCAUCGACAAUGCGGAAAAUGCUUAG
Orycteropus afer afer is the source of this 2085-nucleotide messenger RNA. The record is from RefSeq and is a predicted model, not a curated record. NCBI's taxonomy places the organism in Eukaryota, Metazoa, Chordata, Mammalia, Tubulidentata, Orycteropodidae.